Molecule: messenger RNA, 1842 nt
Organism: Ictalurus furcatus (blue catfish)
Lineage: Eukaryota; Metazoa; Chordata; Actinopteri; Siluriformes; Ictaluridae
Gene: pmaip1
Product: phorbol-12-myristate-13-acetate-induced protein 1
Exons: 2
Coding region: 108-254 (48 amino acids)
Source: RefSeq, a predicted model, not a curated record
GUGUAGGCGGAAUUUAAAUACUCUGAGCUGUUGUUUUUCUCCGGUAUUGGCAGAGCGACAGAGUAUUUUCUCAACACAGAGCACAGAGACUCGAUCCAGUACUGAAAAUGGCGAGUAAAGAGCAGUCCGUGGUGGCUGAAUGCGCGCUCCAGCUGCGUACGCUUGGAGAUCUGAUGUACUGGAAAUACGUUCUGCUGGAGUUCCUGGCGAGAACUUUACAAGCAGCCAACGAAGAUCCAGCCGGAGGGACGUAAGUCCUAAAUGAGAGAACCGUCAUGAAGAUUCUAAUCACGAAGAGGUCACUUGCGGACUUCGCAGACAUGGGUGCACAUCUUCUGCAUCCUUGAAAAAAAAAAAAUUUAAUGAGGGGGAAAAAAAAAUGCAAGCUCCUGUGAGGGCUGUUUAUCAAAUGGAAGGCUCACAUCUUGCUGUCGGUUGAUGACUGACGUCUGGGGGAAACUACUUCCUGUCUGCUGUUUUACUACCUUGGAGAAUGGACUUUGGACUGUGUAGUGGUGUGGACUAUGGGCAGAAAUCGUUCAUGAUUCCUUCUGUGACUGGCCUGGUCACAUUUUGUCACAUAGACAUUUCCGGUAUCACAAACACCUUCGCAUCAGCACUCAACAUAUAUAUGCAUCCUGGUACAUUUGUGGCUCUAUAAGUGGUUGCUUAAAAAAAACAGGACGCUAAGAGACUAAAUGCAGUUAGCUGUGCAUUUGACGUUAUUUUUCAGCUUGAUCUUUUUCAGGAAAAAAAACCCCACGACACUUUACUUUUAAGAUCCGCAAGUCGGGUUUACUCUGUGCGAUUGCUGUGCGACUGGCUCAUCAAGUUUAUUAUACUUGACCUACUUUAUAUGUCGGAUUAAAAUCUUAUGCCAAGAACGUGUAAGAACAUGUUCUCCGUAUCAGAUUGUAAGGAUAGAUCUUUGAGUAAAGAAUGUUCUGCUUAUGUUAUCAAUAUGGAUUGUGCAGGAAAUGGGCUUAGAUUACCUGGGGACAAAAAAAAACCACUCGGAAUAAUAGCAAUGUUAUGACUUGAAAAUAAAUAAAUAAAUAAUGAUAAAAAGGUGCUCUAAAGCUGUUUAGGAGUUUGGUGACCUUCCUGGCUGGGACAAAUAUAGUACAACAUGGAAUAUCCAUGCCUGAACAUGUGCUUUAUGUAAUGAGGAUACAGGAAGCUGUAAGGCGUUGCUGUUUUUCUGUUUUCAUCCUCUGCCCUGACAAAGCGGAGAUGAGAUAUCAAAUAGACAUUCUCUCUUCGUUUAAAUCCCAUGGUUCGUUUUUAAUUUUUGCCUUCACCAUUAGCUGUCCUGUGAAUUUUGUUAUCCUAUGCCGCCCUCCUAUUGGUGGCCUUUAGACGAGGGUCGUAGGAACGAUUUUUUUUUAAAAUGUUUUUUUUAAAAAAAAUUAUUUAUUUAUAUAUAUAUUUUUCAUGCUGCCAGAUAUCGGUCAUCUUUGGCUGCAGUGGCACUAAAAUGGCCGCCGAUAAUGUAAACGCAUGAUAUUAUGUACCAUCCAGAACACUGAGAUCAUGUUCCUAUCUGUGGGGAGUUGGGACUUUCUGUGCUUAUGCACCCAGUCGAGGAAUCUCCGAUUUAUUUUAUGUCCAUAGAUUUUAAUGUGCACUUUCAUAAACCAUCUUGCAAUGUAUUUAUCUGGUGUUUGUUUGAUUAGAUGGACCAUUUUUCUCUGGGUUUUAUUUUCACUGUUCUACUUGUUACAUUAUUGUACGUUUAUACUUGUUAUUGUACUGUAGCUUUCAUUCACAGUCUUGUUAAAAUACUUUUUAAUCAGUUGAGAAUUUGUACUUUUUUAUUAAAGUUUUAUUAUACUUAUUAUA